AUGGCAGGGGGUGAGGCAGCAGGUGUGGAUCUCAGCAGAAAGUUUGUGACAGAAGCAGAGCUUGAUGAGAAGAGGAAGAAAAGACAGGAGGAAUGGGAGAAAGUCCGAAAACCUGAUGAUCCAGAAGGUAAAACUUUACACACAGAGAUCCAAAACCACAACAAACCUCCAGCUGCAUCGAUGAAAAAACACUGAUUAUGAUUUGUUUGUGUACUUCUCAGAGGCCCCAGAAGAGGAGUAUGACCCUCGUUCACUCUUCGAGCGACUGCAGGAGCAGAAAGACAAAAAGCAAGAGGAAUUCGAGGAGCAGUUCAAAUUUAGUGAGUGUUUGUGUCUUUCCUCAUCUUUAUAAUCAGAACUCUGCCAUCUGGGUUUGAAUGGGCUUCACCUCAUAUAGCUUCCUUAUCAGGGUUUGAGAAAGAGGGAAAAAUCCUGGACUAACACAUUGUUUUGAAAGACUGAAGUACACAACUAGGGCUGCAUGAUAAAGGGAGAAAAGGACAGAUAGUUUUGGCAACACUUAAACUUGAUGUCUGUCUCUAUAACGCAUUGUAAGUUUAUGUAUAAUGUGUUAUAAUCACGUUAUAGCACUGUAUGAAUACAGUUAUAUACACUCAUACAUGAUCAUAACGCUUUAUAGCAAUAAUAAUAACACAUUAUGAAGCAUUUUUUCAUGACUUACAAGGUAAGGUAUUAUAAUGUGUUAUAACUGUUAACAACUCACUGACAAUGCCCACAUAGAUAAUGCAUUAUACAUAUAUUUAUGAUGUGUAAUAAUUUGCUUAAAAACUUGUAUAACUAUCGUUAUAAACACUCAUUAAUUACACUAAUCACUGUACAGCAUUACAGUGGUAUCAGACAGGUUCUUAUGCUGUGUUCCAGUUACCUUGGAAGUCGGAUGUCGGAGCUGGGAAUGACGUAACACUCGAAUUGACGGUGUUCCAGUUAACAAGUCGGAAAACCAAGAUGGACGCCUACAGUUACCCGUUGUUAGCUGUUUUUUACAAUUGUCAGCUGUCAUUGGCCGUUGUCAGUUGUUGUUAGCGGUUGUCAAAACAGCAGUGCUAAUAAAUAAUGCAUUACGAGAGCUUUCACUGUAACUCUUAACUGUUGAUGCACUGCACUGCCAUCUUGGAUUAUAACCAUAGACUGUAUAUACUAUGGACAACUUGGCUCCGCCUACCGCCUGCAUACGGAUUUGAAGCCAAAAAGUUCUCGGUAUUUCCAGGAUUUUUCUUUAUUUCCUGAAACCAGAGCUGCGCAGUAGCGAUGCGCGCAUUCGGCCGCGCAGUCGCUGAGAGUUGCUGUGAUGAUGCUCGGCUCAAACAGCGUAUCCCCUGGGAGAGCUAUGCAAUCCCUGAACGCCCAUAGGCUGUAUCAGGUGUCAAGCAUAGAAAACAUGAAUCCCCUAAUAACUUUUAAAAACUGCGCUUCACAGAAAAAAGAGGACUUGAGCACAAACCGGUCUUACUGUAUCUACAUGUCAACAUCACAAGCAGGGGGGAAAAAAAUUUAUGUUCUGUGUAAUAAAUUUCUAAAGUUUGUCCACAGCUCCAUAAGCUUUGCUGGUGGAGGUGGGAUUUAUGACCUAUACUGCAGCCCGUCAACAGAGGGUGCUGUUCUCAGAGUGGCUUCACCCAGAGAGGAGGCAGACUCUGUCCAUUCUAUAUACAGUCUAUGAUUAUAACACUGUCGUCAAGUUGGGGUUGGUGAGGAUCGUCUGACUCUCCGAGUCUGAAAUCCGACUUCAGUGGGACAUUCCAGAUGAAUUUCAGACUCGGAGCUCAGAAAUUCUGACUUCCGAGUACAACUGGAACGCAGCAUUAUUACCAGUCAGUCAUGGAAAAUAAGAACAUGGUGACAGCAUAACGUGUGUCAGGACAUGUGGCUGACAUCCCACUGUUACGUGACCAUUCUGCAUGAACACAAAGAAGUAUGUGGACUUUGAUGAGCUAAUAAACAUUUUUGAGUUUUAAUGAUGUGUCCCACACAAGAACAGAAUAUGAAAUGAGUCCUUUCCUCACAUAAGUGAUAUUUUAUGAUGUGUAUUUUUUAAAGUAAGGUGUAGUAUCGUUGAAGCCUGAAACUCCAAGCCAGGAAGGCUACAACAUUUAGUAGCAGAGAGUGUCAGUAAAGAGAGAAAGUCAAGGUUUCUCUCCAUGCUCGGUUUCUUUUUUCCACUAUGUAAUGCUGUAUAUUCGUCUCCACUGAUGAUACUUUUAAAUAAAAAUACAGAUUCAUUGACUGAACCCGGAUAUGUUGACAGUGUUAUGAUUCAAAGACAACAGAAAUGUGUCUUAUGGUCACAAAGCGUGAAGCUCUGUAAGAUUUCUGAGCUCUUUGGAAUAUGAAGGUCACAUGUUUGCAGUCUGGAAAUGCACUUAAGGUUUGUUUUGUUUUUGAAAAACUGCAGUCGCUCCACUGUUAUGUGUUCAAAGCAUGUUUGUUUCCAUGGUGACAGGGAACAUGGUGAGAGGAUUGGACGAAGAUGAGACCAGCUUCCUGGACGAGGUCUCCCGGCAACAGUGCUUGUUGGAGAAGCAACGCAGGGAAGAGGAGAAGCAGGAACUGUUAGAGUAUAGAAUAUCCUUUCAUCACAUGGUUGUUUAUGUGAAGAAUUUCAAUAAGCAGUGUUGUUUUUUGCAGGAGAAACACUGAGCGGCAUGUGAAGCACAGCCCAGAACUUGAUUGCCUGUUUUCUUGGGCAUCUGUGACACAGAAGGUAGAUCUACUUGGAUGAGCAGAGGUUUGACCGCCAUCUGUGGCAGCAAUGUGCGUGUAUGUGUGAAUGAGUAUAAGAAUAGCAUUACGGCUGGAGCCAGCAGUGGAUGAACGUGUGUGAGAUAAUGUGUGAAUGGGCGAUUGAGUGGUAAAGGACUAGAUUAUAUAAGUCAAGUUCUUUGGUUUAUUAUGAUGACUUGAAAAUGAGAGGAGUCUAUUGUCGCGACUCAGCGUGGAGAAAUGUAGUUUCCAAAACACACCUUCCCGCCUUAGCUGUGUUGAAACUGAAACACUCUGCCCACUCUGAUCAUCCAGUCUUUAAAACUUCAGCUGACAAAGCAGGAUUAUUGGUCGUGUUUGUUCUGUGGUACAGAACAUCUUCUGCUGACUUUCUCCGUCUUUUUCGUUUGUGGUACUGACGGGUUCUGGCUUCUGUUUGUGAAAUAUUUAAUCUGUCAGCUUCAUAAGACAUCAGUUGAUAUUUAACUCCUUCUGCUGAUGUUUUAGUCCACAAACAGCAGAGGGAGUUUUAAGUUUCAUGUUGUUUUCAUAUAUCCCAGUCAUUCAGAGAAUGUCCUGCCAUGACCAUCAUUGAGAGUACAGAGUAGCUGUUAUUUCCCCACUAAAUUACCCAUAAUGCCAUAGCAAGGCACAGAGGAUCGUUUAUUUAGGCUGUGUUCGAAAUGGAUCCCUAACCCCUAUAUAGGCGACUAUAUGGGGGUUAGCGCCAUUUUGAGGAGUGUCCGCAACCUGAGUGAUCAAUUCCAAUGCCCCAUAUAGGCAACUCAAAAUUUCCCAUAAAGCAUUGCAAAUGUAGUGACCAUCCGAUGGUCACUCACCGGUGGUGGGCAUCCCGUCAUACAUUGCGUCAUGCCAUGUAGAGUCCGAAACCUCCGGUAAUUGAGCUCACUACAUAGUCAGCUAUACAGUGAAAUCCCAUAUUGGGGUUAGGGGUUAGGGAUUGAGUGAUUCAUUUCGGACACAGCUGUUCACAAUAAACUUCAAUAAAUUAGAGGCACUAUGAGGAAUCUUGAUCUAAUUUCAAAACAGAGUCACUUACACAGAUGCCUCCUCUUAAACUACAUCGUAUAAGAUGUCCCUAAUGCCGGUGAUUGAGUUGAAUUUUUCACAAAAAAGCUGAGUUAAUAUUCUGCAUUCACUCCAAAAUGCAUUCCAUUAAUUUUCUUCCAUGACAUAUUCACACUUGGACAAGAGUUACAAUCUUUAAAGACCCACUCCGAUAAAAUCACGUUUCUCUUGUUGUCUACAUUUUCAUGUGGCAUUUUUCUGAUGCUACAGGACAUAUCAUGAGAAAACUAAGUGCAAAAUUGCAUUUCCGCAUUCCACUCACUGUGAAUCUCUGGCAGACCCAAACGGCAGGCUCAGUUUCAGUGAGAUUUGCUAUGUCACAAAUCCAAGCUCCGUCCCGGAGCCACAUUACGCAGGUCACACUCGGAAAAGUAGAGAGGAGGAUCGCGAAACAAGCCUGUGCGUUAGCGGAUUGCAAUGUUCGUAAGAAAAGCUAAUUAGUUAGUUAGUUAGUUAGUUAUAGUUUAUUUCAGCUUUGAAACAAGGUAUAUUCCAUUCCGUGACAUUUCAAUUACAUUUGUUUCAGUAAUCACACUGUUUGGCCAAAAGGGUAUAGGCUGAAGCUAAAAGCUUAUAGCGCCUACCCCAUUUAAAUGUAAGACGAAAGGAAAGACAAAAAACAAAGAACAAACAGAUACUACGACACAUGGUUUCAUGUUGUUUCACUAGAAAUCAUUUGCUGGAAUUCUCUACUAGUCUAAGUCAAAAAGUCAAAAACAAUAAAGUGCUGUAAGACAUCUGCUAACCCAAUUAAGGAUACAAAAUGAGUACAGAACAUCAACAAGGGAAACAGAAGAGGGAAGGUGAGCUAUUUAGAGAUAUAGGUUAUGGUUUAGGUUUUUUGUUUAUUUGUUUUGGCUUCCGUCCAGUCCAGCACAGCAACAUGCAGCAACAUGGAAGUGUUGCCACAUGUCUGCAUGUUCCUCUAAUUAUGAUAUUAACUUGUCCCUAAAGACAUUAGUGUCCAAGAGUUGAAUAGCUCUUAUGUUACCUGCUUCUUCUACUACACCGGCAAUGUUAGGCUGCAAGCUAGCGUGAAGACCAGUGUGCGGAGCAGAGCUGUCUCUGCCCACGACUCAGAGGUGAAUUGCUGAUGAGCUACUGGAGCUCUGCAGAUGAAAAGCCCUUGAAAAUGACACAGGUAACAUGAUUUUGGCUAAAAAAUGUAUUAUGAACUGCAGUUUUCAUGACAAAAAAACAACCAUAAUCACAAUCAACACAAUUAUAAAACCCCUCUCUGCGCCUUUCAAGAGUGAGCGUCAGGCAGUAGAAAUGCAAACCAGCUGCUUUAGUCACCAGGACUGAGAAAAGUAUUUAAGUCGGUUAAAACAUAAUUAGUCUAGUUUUUGCAUCACCAGCCAUAAAAAAGACCAAAAAGAGUAAGAGGUGGGUUUGGUUCAGUCAUUUCAGAGGGAGCAGAAAGGUCACGCUGUUCCACUGAUAGACGCUAAUAGUCCAGUGUUGAAAAGAACAGCAGAACAGACGUGUUCAUUGUGUAAUUGGCUUUCUUAGCAGGUGUUUCUGAUAGUAAAUGCUUUUUAGUCAUUUUUUUGACACUAUUACCUCCUUCACACAUUCAGACAUGUUGCCAAUGUGAAGUCUCCUGGUUUGUAUAGUUUACAGGAUGAUAAGCAGCUUUAUGUGUGCUGGCAGAGGCUGGCAAAGCUCCUUUAUAGUCGAGCUUCUGCUGGCAACGCAUAGAUACACAAAGCACACGCAGUUUUACAUCAUGUUCAUGUACAAUUCCAGCACUACAGCUAUAAACAUGUGAUACUCUCUCUGCACAGAGCAGAGUUAUCCCUUUCAGUGUACAGGUUUAUGAAAAUUAUAGUUAUCACAAGCAAGGGAUCUUUUUUUCUUGCCUUCUCAGGCCCGGACUACACGUAUAUAGAUAUUUAUUUAUCAGGAUGUUUUUGUACUCCCGUCUAAAUAAAUGUAUCUGUCCACACGAGUUAGUUCUCAAAAAUAUCUGCGUCCACACGUGGCCUUCAAACUCAAUCCUAUCUGGUGCCGCUUAAAAAAAAUUCAGCCAUCGUUGUGUUGUUUUUCUUUUUAAUUCGCAUGCGGGAGCUGCAGUUUGACGUCAUCGAUCUGUAAAAGUUCAACCACACAAAUCCACUUAUACAGAUAUUUUUUUUAUUUCUACACUUGUUUUUUUAGGAUUCAGAUUUAUCCAGUUUGAGUGUUCCAAACUCCCGUUUUGGUGUGGUAGGGAGGCCUAAUCGGACAUAAAUAUGUGUGGUUUGAAAUAUAUCCGCAUUCAUGUAGUUGGGGCCUCAUAAUGUUCUCAUAUUUCUCAGUUACCUAAAUUUGGACAAUUGGAGCAGUGAACUGGCACAUUUAAUUUUUCUCUUUCAUCGAAAACUACACAACUCUGAAAGUCAUUCUUCGCACUGCUGGGUUGAUUGCAUUCACAGAAUUUACUUCUUCUCUUUCCUUUUUCAGAACCAAAGUUGCUCCUCAAUUUCAGAGACCAUGUUCUUCUUUAAGGCUGAACAUUUUCUUUGAGGGUUAAAAAAUAACUUAGUGAUAUGCUCAGAUGAACAGUCUAUCUCUGUUUCUUUGUACGUUUGACAAAGAGACCUGCAAAGUUUAGUUGUGAAAAAUUAUAUGAUUGUAUGACAAACUUAGACUUUUGAAAUCCUUGCUGGUGCACAGUAAAUUUUUCACACAUACUCAUGAGUUUUCAUGUCACUUGUCACUGCCUCUUGUCCUUGCAGACAGACAGACAGGUUUAUCUGCAGGAAAAGAAGGGGUUGUCGUGGAAACUGUAUCAUAGGCUGGUAACUACAGUGAUGGUUCACAGCAGUUGUGAAGACAAAAGUGCACAGACACACAAACAAGCUCAAACCUCAAGACUGUUGAUCUCUUUUAUCUAAUGUCCCACUUUAUGUUUGCCCACUCCUGUCUGCUCUGAACCUGAUUCUUGUCUACGAGGUGUGUUUGGUCUCUUUUUUUCCUCUGUUUCUUCAUCACGGCCUGAUUUCAGGUCUCUUGAGCUGUGUCCAUCUCCUCUUGUUCUUUUGGGUCCUCUAUCUGUGUCAUCUCUCUCCGUCUCUUUCUCGGAGUGCUUUUCUUAGCCUAACAGAACCGUGUCAUUUUUUCCACAGCACUGUUGGAGAUGUAACUGCUCUCCUUUGAAGAGAGGACAGGGCGCCACUUACUAUAUUACAGACCGCUGUGAAAUGUAGUUUGCAUUGUCUUGUGGCCUCCACCUCCAGGUCCCACUAUGCUUUAGUCACCUUGACUCGAUACCUUCACAGUGCUGUAGUGAAGCAAGCAUCUGCAGAAAGCCGUAAAGAGCCAGAGAAGAAGGCAGCGCCUAAACAGUCAGGGGCAGAGCAGAGGACGAGCCACCUGUCUCAGGCCCAUUUAUUAGCUGGAGCUGUCAAGAGACGCAGGUAUGCAUAUGCAUGUCUUUAAUGUAAACAUAACACUGAUCUUUGUUUUAUAAAAUCAACAUAAUUCAAAGGACAGCCCUUUCUUCACUCUCUGGUAGAGUUUAAAUUUCUCUAAAACAUCAAAAAAAAAAAAAUUGCCUUUGGUGCCAAGACCAUAGACUGUAUAUACUAUGGACAGCUUGGUUCCGCCUCCCGUCUGUAUAUGGAUUUGAAGCAAAAAAAACUCUGUAUUUCCGGGAUUUUUCUUCAUUUCCUGAAACCAGCACUGUGCAGUAGCAGAGAGUCGCUGUGAUGACGCUCGGCUCAAACAGCGUAUCCCCCGGGAGAGCUACGCAAUCCCUGAACGCCCAUAGGCUGUAUCAGGUGUCAAUCAUAGAAAACAUGAAGCCCCUAAUAACUUUUAAAAACAGCUUCACAGAAAAAAGAGGACUUGAGCACAAACCAGUCUUACAAUAACUACAUGUCAACAUCACAAGCAGGGGGGAGAAAAAAUUAUGUUCUGUGUAAUAAAUUUCUAAAGUUUGUCCACAGCUCCAUAAGCUUUGCUGGCGGAGGCAGGAUUUAUGACCUAUACAGUGAUUCGGCGAAAUGACCGGAAGUAGUACGGCCCCCAUUACUGCGGUGUGCGCAAAGUGAACGAGAAGCAGUGCUGUAGGCAGCGAGCGGCGACACAAGCAACCCUGCACAACUAUGUCAAGACAGUCUGGGAGGACGUGUGCCGUCAUCAACUGUUACAACAACAGUAAAAGACUACAGUCGUGGAAAAAGUCGAUAUGUGAGACGCACAUGCCAUUACUGUUAAAUCCAUUCAGUUCUUAGUUGUGCACGAUCCCACACCCUGCAUUUAGAUCUUGGCAGGCAUGCAUUUCUUGGCAUAACGCUAAUAGACCAUGAAACAAAUAUUUAAUUCCUACAUUAUUUUUUAAUCACGUAGGCUUGUACAUAAUGAUUAAUUGCCUGUUAGCCUGCAAGGGUCAGUAUAAAUGUAGCCUAGCCAGUGUUUACACACACAUCUCCUCCUACUUCAGUAUUUCACGAUGAAAUACUUCAUACUUUUCAUCUUAUCAAUUCCCAAAUUAAUAUCGGUAUUAAUUUAAGAUACCUUCAUCAGUAACCGGAGGCCACUGUCUGACAUCGUCAAACCAGGUGACUUUACUCAUGCUGUCAAUGAUGCUCUCAGCCACUAUUCACUAGCAUACGUUUAUUUGUUGAUAGCAUGACAACUUCAUGACGUCGCACACCGCAGCAAUGGCGCCGCCACAAGAUGGCGGUGUACACAAACCUCUCACCCGAAUCGGUGUAUACUGCAGCCCAUCAACAGAGGGUGCUGUUCUCGGAGUGGCUUCACACAGAGAGGAGGCAGACUCUGUCCAUUCUAUAUACAGUCUAUGUGCAGAACGUUCUGACUUGUUACCCCGCUGGUCACCAUCUCAGUGUGUUUUCAGUGUCCUGUCAAGCAGGUAGUUUCACUUGAUUAUGUUUGAAUGAAAAACAUUGCUGAGGACUUUCUACGGUCUCUUUGUUCUCUCACUCAGCUCCUCUCAGUCGUCAGACAGCAGUAAGAAACAGAAGGUGGAAAUCACGACAACAGGAAACGGAGACAGACACAAAGGUGGGCUGCAGCCUGGAAGAUGGAACGUGUGUCUGUCUGCCUUGAAAGGAUUGAACGGGCAGGAGCUCAAUUUUGACCUGUACAGAAUCCUCACGGAUCAUACUGCUCAGCAGAGGAGGCGUCUGAAUUAUUUGCAUCAAAUAAUUAAUGUAGAACGGAAGUUGUUCUACGUAUGCGUUAUUGGUCUAUAUGGGAGCGCGGUCACACCGACACGCGCCACUUAGCGACCCGGCAUGCACAUUACAGCGUUUUCAACCACAUUACGUUUUUGUGUAAACACAGCAUAAAAACUGAAAACGAAACGGCACUUUUCCGUUUUCUAGGGAGACCGUUUCCUUCUAAAAGUGGCCUAAAUCUGUGGGCCAUAAACCAAAACAAAAAGCUGGAAGGCACUAAAAUGUUCCAUAGAGAUUUUUUGGUCACUUUUGUUAUACAAUUCAGUUUUUCCUGUGUAUAAUCCUUAACCUUUUAAGAAAUGUGGCAAAAGAGAAGAACUAGCCUGAGAGGUUGAUGUCCUUGUGUUGAAUCCCUGAACCUGAUGAUGUGUUUGCUGUUCAGAACAGGAGGACGGAGCAGGGGAAGGAGCUGAGGGGGCUGAGAAUAAACAGACAGUCCCUAGCCUGACAGUGAAGAAACCUUCAGCUCCAGUGGGCUCUGGUCAAGGCACACUACACCUGCCGUCAGCAGCCGUGUGCGUUGGGGUUUUACCGGGACUCUGCGUUUAUUCUGCCAGCAGCGACUCUGACAGCAGCUCAGACAGCGAAGGUAGCGUGGACACAAUCAUGUUGCCGUACCCACGGCACACCAGGGCUUACAGAUAAACACACACACACACACACACAUAUACCAGUGGUUGGUAGGGCUUGCAGACUGUCUGAAAAGGUAACGUCAAACACACACACACACACACACACACUCACACACACAUACAGUUGGAUUUUAAAGGUCAAACACACUCAUAUCAACAGUGCAGAGCUACAAGUAAGUCAUACACUGGAACCACACAUACCUAGCAAACCAUUUGGAUAUUCUUGUUGUUUUCACAGCUGUGAGUUGAACUGUUGCUCUUCGUCAUCAGACAGACAUCAGUCCCUUAGCGUAACAGGAACAAACUUCAGGACCAAUCUGAACUAUAAUCUGAACUGAAUUUGUGUAUCUAUUUGUGAUUUUUGCUGUUGUGGCUCUCAAACAUGACACCUCCCCCUUCCUUCCUUUAAUUAAAUCUCACACAGUUUAA
Messenger RNA from Xyrichtys novacula (pearly razorfish), 10060 nucleotides. NCBI's taxonomy places the organism in Eukaryota, Metazoa, Chordata, Actinopteri, Labriformes, Labridae. The record is from the annotation of a GenBank genome assembly.